Musa acuminata subsp. malaccensis (wild Malaysian banana) is the source of this 1230-nucleotide messenger RNA. Its product is annotated as 3-dehydrosphinganine reductase TSC10A. Gene Ontology annotation, biological process: sphingolipid biosynthetic process. NCBI's taxonomy places the organism in Eukaryota, Viridiplantae, Streptophyta, Magnoliopsida, Zingiberales, Musaceae. The record is from RefSeq and is a predicted model, not a curated record. Gene Ontology annotation, cellular component: endoplasmic reticulum membrane. Gene Ontology annotation, molecular function: 3-dehydrosphinganine reductase activity.
GUCGGUCACUCGCGCAUUGUGUUGGUCCUCUGCCGAUCUAUGGCUUCGCUCUUCUUCCUCUUCCUCCUCCUUCUCCUGCCCCUCGUCGUCGUCCUCCUCCUCCUCGCGGUCAUCGUACGGCCCCGCCCGGUGCGGAUCCCCCUCAAGGGCCGGCACGUCCUCGUGUCCGGCGGCUCCAGCGGCAUCGGCUUCGCCCUCGCGCGCCGCGCCGCCGCCGAGGGCGCCCGCGUCUCCAUCCUCGCCCGCGACCCCGACCGCCUCCGCGACGCCUGCGACGCCAUCCGCCGAGACACUGGCGUCGACGCGGCCGCCCUCGCCGCGGACGUCCGCGACCCCGCCGCCGUCGCCCGUGCCCUGGAGACCGUCGGCCCCGUAGACGUCCUCGUCUGCAACCAAGGCGUCUUCGUGCCGCAGGAGCUGGAGCGGCAGAGCCUGGAGGAGGUCCGCUUCAUGGUCGAGGUCAACCUCAUGGGCACGUUCCACCUCAUCAAGGCCGCUCUCCCCGCAAUGAAGCAGAGGGGGAAAGAGACAGGCCUCCCGGCCUCCAUUGCCAUCAUGUCCUCACAGGCCGGCCAGGUGGGUGUUUAUGGUUAUACGGCAUACUCGGCAACCAAAUUUGGGCUUCGGGGUCUUGCAGAGGCUUUGCAACACGAGGUUAUUAUGGAUAAUAUUCAUGUAACUCUCAUAUUUCCUCCUGAUACAGAUACACCUGGGCUCGCUGAAGAGCUGAAGAGAAGACCAGAGAUUACAAAUGUGAUAGCGGCAUCGUCAGGUGGUAUGAAGGCCGAUGAUGUUGCCCAGAAGGCCUUGAACGGAAUCAAAUCUGCACAAUUUGUGGUUCCAUGCAACUUUGAAGGGACAAUGCUAUCCAUCGCGACAGCUGGUUUGUCUCCUCAGCGAUCGUACCUUAUGGCAUUCAAUGAGGUUCUUGGUGCGAGUCUUAUGCGCUUCAUCGGCCUGUGCUUCCAGUGGAAUUGGUUUAGUGCCAUAGAGAAGUGGCACGCCAAGAAGAAGCGCAAAUAAUUAAGAAUGUCUUCUCUCGAUGCCACCUUUUAAUGAUGUCUAAAUAGUUCAGUUGUCUUCAAUGUGUCAUGAUGUACUUUGUUGGAAAAUAGAUCUGCACAUCUUGGUAAGAAAAUUCGAUACAUUAGGUAUCAACAAUGCUGUAUGUUACUCUUGAUAUGCAGUGUCAAAAGCUUAAGUUAAUAAAGGAGACAAGUUCUGUUCAUC